AUGGCAUCGGUAGCACCAAUAUUCAAGAAGGCAUACUGGUCACUCUUUUGGGGCACAUCAUUUUAUGUGCUAGCUCUGAUUGCUUUUACCAAUCCAUGGCUCCAGAGACAGAUACUUUAUGCUCAUAAUGUUCAAACUACGUGGUGGCAGGAUAUCAACAAACCGGAGCAAUUCGGGUUUGUGAAGAACCAAAUUACACCCUUUAACUUUACUACGCCCGAUCAGGAGGUCAUAUAUGCAUGGCAUAUCAUGCCCCUUGCCUUAUAUGCCAAGCACGAGUCUGAGAUAAUUGCUCAGCCUUCCGGUUGUGCGGAAGACAUAACAAAAACCAAGGCCUUCAGACUACUUCGAGAUGACCCUGAUGCAAGGCUGAUCAUCAACUUUCAUGGAAACGCGGGUACAGUCGCGCAGGGCUGGCGAACUGACAGCUAUCGAGCUCUGGCUGACGGAAGUACCUCUAAUAUUCACAUCCUUGCCAUUGAUUAUCGUGGCUUCGGUCUAUCCACCGGGUCGCCUACAGAGGAAGGUAUCAUAAUCGAUGGCAUUGCAGCUGUUGACUGGGCGAUUAAUGUUGCCAAAGUACCCUCAAGCAGAAUCGUCAUACUUGGACAAAGUCUUGGUACUGCAGUCACUGCAGCUGUGGUUGAGCAUUAUGCUCAAGAGGGCGUCGACUUCGCGGGCGUUGUGUUAGUCGCAGGUUUCACAACUUUGACCGAGCUCCUUCCCAGUUACUCUAUUGCCGGUUGGCUUCCUAUUCUGGCUCCCCUAAAAUCGUCACCAGCACUGUUCCGGCUGUGGUCAAAUUACGUUGUCGAUAAAUGGCCUUCAGCUACUCGAAUCGCAAAUUUUGUCCGACUCAGUAAGAGAGUUCGCCUCUUUAUCGUCCAUGCAAAAGACGAUGCUGAAAUUCCUUGGACAAACGCAGAAGGCCUAUUCCUCGCUGCUGCAAACGCCACGACAGAAAAGGGAAUGGAUGUCUCGCUUAUCCAGAAGAUGAAAUCCCGAAAUACAGUACAUAUGGGAGAUGGGGCUUUUAUCAGCACAUGGAAGAGUGGAAAUGACAAAAUCAUACGAGAAGAGAUUGUCGCUUAUGGGCACCAUAGUCGAGUUUUGACAUAUGCUACUGUAUCUCUUGCAGCCCUCAAAGCUUUUGGUAUGGACGAGGGGGGAGCUCUGCCUGUAUGA
Messenger RNA from Glarea lozoyensis ATCC 20868, 1185 nucleotides. RefSeq names its product alpha/beta-Hydrolase. Lineage: Eukaryota; Fungi; Ascomycota; Leotiomycetes; Helotiales; Helotiaceae. The transcript has 6 exons. The record is from RefSeq and is a predicted model, not a curated record. The coding region runs from base 1 to 1185 and encodes 394 amino acids.